Trichoderma gamsii is the source of this 564-nucleotide messenger RNA. Its product is annotated as NmrA-like family protein. The record is from RefSeq and is a predicted model, not a curated record. The coding region runs from base 1 to 564 and encodes 187 amino acids. Lineage: Eukaryota; Fungi; Ascomycota; Sordariomycetes; Hypocreales; Hypocreaceae. The transcript is spliced from 2 exons.
AUGACGCUGAAUGCUGAGGAAGUUGUUGGAACUACAUUGUCGGCCAAUCUCCCGAUUUAUCGACUCGAACUUACAUUCAAAUCGGCUAUGGUGUCCGUCCUGAAAGAUCAAGAUGCGGUUGUGUCUCUUGUUUCACGCUAUGCCGUUCACCAGCAGCCACUGACAACUGAUGUUGCUAUUGAGGCAGGUGUAUCCCGCUUUAUACCAUCGGCCUUUGGUAUCGAUAGCCGAACGGUAGAAGAAGGUAAGCUCAGCUGCCAAAUAGAGCGCAGGAUCAAAACACAAAAUUACCUUUCCAAGAAGGCAGAUCAUUACUCGAACUUCUCAUGGACGAGGUUGGGCAUUGGACUUCUGUUUGACUACGCCACAAACUUCGGAUUGGCGGCCAAAGCCUCAGUGGCCAUCCUACAGCGUCCGAACGAGACGUCCAACCAAUACCUGUCAAUCGCAUCUUUUAAUACGACUCAAAAAGAGACUCUGCGCAUUCUGGAAUCUCGGACCGGUGGCAGUAAGUGGACAGUGAAGCAUAUUAGCAGUGUCGACUUGGAACACGAGGGCGAUUAG